AUGGUCACCACGGUUAAGAAGCAGCCGAACGACGGAGUCAUUUGGCACAACCCGCUGCUUUCGGGGCCAUCAAUGGAGCAGACUCGGGUCCGAGGUCCACGUGUUGAUCGAGAUGAUGUCAGGACACUUUUCUCUGAAGACGUCGGGGUCGGCAAGGAACUCGCACACUGGCAGACUGAGUGCAGGGACUCCGUUAGGCGGUUCUUGGUUGGGGGAGAAAAAACACGAGUCGAGGCGUCGCUUCAACUCAACCCUGCGUACAUGUACUUGGCCAACACUUGGGCAGAACGAUCAAAGCUGACUGCAUCUCCGGCCCCGUGGUGCGAGUCUCGGCCUCGCCUGUGGUAG
Chaetomium globosum CBS 148.51 is the source of this 348-nucleotide messenger RNA. RefSeq lists its product as uncharacterized. The record is from RefSeq and is a predicted model, not a curated record. NCBI's taxonomy places the organism in Eukaryota, Fungi, Ascomycota, Sordariomycetes, Sordariales, Chaetomiaceae. The coding region runs from base 1 to 348 and encodes 115 amino acids. The transcript is spliced from 2 exons.